This is a messenger RNA of Lottia gigantea (owl limpet), 264 nucleotides long. RefSeq lists its product as hypothetical. The record is from RefSeq and is a predicted model, not a curated record. The annotation marks the transcript as partial. The transcript has 2 exons. Lineage: Eukaryota; Metazoa; Mollusca; Gastropoda; Lottiidae.
UAUUUUUAUAUUAUUUCAUCUGUACUUCUGUACUUUUAUGUAAUUUCAUCUGUCCUUCUGUACUUUUAUAUAGUUUCAUCUGUACUUCUGUAUAAUUUCAUCUGUAUUCCUGUAUACUAUUAUCUGUACUUCUGUAUAAUUUUAUCUGUAUUUCUGUAUAAUAUCAUCUUUCUUUAUUAUUCCAUCUGUAUUUAUGUAUAUCAUCUGUACUUAUGUAUAAUGUCAUCUGUACUUAUGUAUAAUGUCGUCUGUACUUAUGUAUAA